Molecule: messenger RNA, 3727 nt
Organism: Polistes dominula (European paper wasp)
Lineage: Eukaryota; Metazoa; Arthropoda; Insecta; Hymenoptera; Vespidae
Biological process (GO): positive regulation of transcription by RNA polymerase II
Cellular component (GO): nucleus
Molecular function (GO): protein binding; transcription cis-regulatory region binding
Source: RefSeq, a predicted model, not a curated record
UUUCUGGGAUGGCUAGUCUUACAAAUGCAUAUCUCUCUCUCUUUUUCUCCCUCUCCCUCUCCCUAUCCCUCUCUCUCUCUUUUUCUUUUUCCGUGAAGCUCGGAGUAACUAUCCGGACAUCUUUCAGAACGGCGAGAAAAACAAUGUACGAAAAGCCUAAUUGUCCUGCGCAGACGUUCGAUUCUCUUAGUGAGGCAGGUACAUUGCGUGAUCGUGAUUUCGAUUGAUUGCCUAAUAAUAAGAAGCACCGGUUGACUCUCAUUGAACACCACCAGUUAAGGAUUAUCUCUAAUGCUGUGACUUCCUUUGAAGAUCUUCAUUGCAAACCGGCAUAUCUUCGUUUUUGGUAAAACUUUGUCAAGAAGCUCGAUUGAAAUAGGUGAAGGUUAAUAAAUAGUAACGCAAGGUGCCAGCGAAGAAGACGUAGUAAAUUUAUUGAGUUACUAGCAAAUGGUUAGCAUGUAACAAAAGGUAAUUUUCUAUGAGCGUGCCGGUGUGUAUCGGAGAGUAACACCUGGCUCAGAUUCGCGACUGCGCGAUAAAUACAGAUGUAUGUAUGUACCAACAUAUGUCAGGUACCUACAACCCUUAAAUGAUGAUAUUUAGAAUGUGCGGAGCUUUUGGAAGAACGGGAAGGUAGCCGCGCCAGAGCGAACGCAUUCGGACCAUGACCCAGACCUAUGCACAGCAGCUCUCUCUCUUGUCGAGAGUGCAUCUAUGUACGAAAUUAGUCGACACGUUGCAAAAGGUCGCAUUAAACUUUUCAUUGGUCGUAGUCGGCUAAGAAAGGGGCUGCUCUUUAUUGAGAUACGUUUGACUUUAUUUAGAUGAGCUUUGUAUAAUUUGAGUUAUGAAAUUACUAGAAAAUGGAACAAAGUUGUAUAAUUAAAUCUAUUUCUUAUUUUUUAGGAAAGUUUAAUAGUUUUUGUUCAUGCUAUUGUUUGCGAAUAAAACUUGUUACAUGAUUUUGGAAAAGAAGAGAAGAAUUUCUGUUCAAACACAGUUCUGACAUGGUAUUGAAAUUUGUGGACAUCCUGUUUCCAACUUCAAUGUUAAUUUAUUUACUUGUUAUACUUGAACCGUUCGAAUUUGAUGAUCCUGUGUCAAUAAUGGCAAGUUAUCGUAGGGUGAAACUCGUAACAACCAAUGAAACCAUGACUGGCAGCAGUAUAGCGAGUAACAUGAUUGGCGAGUCCAGCGACAACGCAGUCGACACUCUUCGAUCGACCACGCGACAAAAAGUUCGAAGAGUUUACGGAGAACAGAAGAAUUAUCAAAAGAACGAAAAGUCACGUAGGGCAAGCAGCGUCGUCAACAAUUACAGCAUCGUUGCCUCCAGAGGCGAACUAUCUCGAAAUAACUACACCGUCGAUGCUACGUCAAAGGACGUUACGAAGAAACCAACAUCUUUCCUCAACUCGAGUAAAAUCUAUACAAAGGAAUCAAAUCCUCGUACAUCCAUCUUCUUCGCUAGGGAUUUAAUAGGGAAAAAUUCUUCCAAGGAUAUUGACAGGACUCAAAUCUCUAAUACAAGACUACCUCGAAGUUACAACGGUAGUUCGCGACUUUUGGCUAAGUCUGCCUCAGUCCCAGCAAUUCUUGACGAAGGUUUACGAAGGAAAGAAAAAUCUCUCGUGAGAGACGAAAGAAAACACGACGAGGGUAUACUGAAAAAAUCGUCAGCUUUUUUGGCAAGUUUGACUCAAGCGAGUCUUCGAUCAGCUGAGAAGAGAGACAACAUUGUCGAAGAUUCUUCCUGGUUUCCAGAAUCUUUGAGAUUGAAUGGAUAUAGAUCGAGUAGAUAUUCUACUUUGAAAGGAUACUUUACAAAUACAAACAGCGAGAACGAACUUAGGCCAGUUUUAGGAAAAUCGAGUAGUUCUCAGAUUUUGUCAACUAGUUGGAAAAAAAACGCAGGGGUCAACGUGAAGAAAUCGGUGUCCUUCAGUUCUGACACUAGUUUUGAGGAGAAGCGAGCACCCUAUCGUAAGCCAACUGUUCACGAGGUCAAGGUCUACCACAAGGGCGUGCUUCAAGAUCGUGCCACUCGCGAAGACAAUUUCAAAGCAAAAGUGCCACCUUCGUGGGAAAUACCCUCGGAGGGCCCCAAAGCCCUCUUGAGGGCUGCCAUGGAAGCCGACGAUGCAAUUUUGAAAGAAGUCGUGAUGCGUGCUCGCAAAUCUGAUUUGUGUGAUGUCGAUGUUAAUAUGACUGACAGUAGCGGCAGGACGGCUAUCAGUUAUAUGGCUGGAAACGGUGCUGCAGCGAUGUUGGAGCUAGCACUGUCCUUCGAGGGUGCCGAUGUUAACCUUCCCGACAACGAAGGCAACACGCCACUUCAUUUUGCAGCUCAAGCUGGUCAAACCGAGUGCCUGAACGUUCUUCUUCAAAGGUGUCCCGACAUCGAGGUCGAUGCAAGAAACACAUUGGGAUUCACGCCUCUUAUGAAGGCAGCCCUUCAAGGACGAACGAAAUGUGCUAAAAUAUUGCUCUUUGCAGGUGCAAAUCCUACGUUGCGGGAUCAUGGAAGAGGAUUAAGAGCUGAACAAUGGGCAAGAUUUUGUGGGAGAUACGUUUGUGCUGAAGUAAUCGAAAGAUUUGCGAGACAUCGUUUGUUGGAGAGAACAACAUCGUGUCGUUGGGGAAGUGAACCAGAAUUGGCAGCAAAGGUUCUUCAAGGAAAGGUAACGCCUAUCCCAAUAACACCGUUACCAACUUCCUCGACAGGCUUGAAAUCGAGGAUUAGAAAAGUAUUUCGAACGAGUUCGGGUCCCGAUCGAAGUUCCUUUUCCUUGGUUUCGCAAUUAACGAGUGCAGCUCUUUGCGCGAGUAGUCCUGCGUUGCCAAAGAACGGUCAAGUGCCUCCAGUCGUCAAGAGUCUUCUAAGACCUUUAAGUGUACCCCAGUUAAGAAUUACUUUAGUAUCGCCGCAAGAUUUUAUUGAUAAAAAUGGCGAAAAGUGUGGGGCCAGUUUUGCAGAAAGGAUUGAAAGUGCUAUUGUGAAACCACCGAGAACGAAAAAGAAAAGCAAGUAAUUUAUUGAUAAUCCAUAGAAAAAUUCCAUUGAUGGAAUGAAAAGGAAAAAGAAAAUUGCACAAUUUGUGCUUACGUCGUGAAAAAUGACCUUUUUAAAGCGUACGACGACAUUUUGAAAGUCGAGUAGCUCGUAGGUAUGAUAGCUUUUUUUACCUCAAAAAUCACAGUUGUAUCGUCCACGAGGGAGUUUAUGGUGGAAAGUCAAAGAUCAAAGGAAAGUCCUUGAAACUCUACGAAGGAUUUCAAAAGUGUUUUCCACGUUUUACGAUCUACGUUUGAAAUAGUGUUUAUUGUUAUACGUGAAAGGCCACAAAAAAAAAAUACUGUGGUCAUAGUUUGAAAACAUUUUUCGAGCCGUUCGAAGGUUUAUAUUUUUAGAUCAUCAACUGAUUGCUUCGAUGCGGUCAGGGGCACUCGAUGAAAAAUAUUUUUUUUUGGUUCCGGAUGAUAAACUGAAUGCUGGAAUUACGUCGAUUACCAUAAGUGGAGUCACGUUGUCCUUAGACGUUUUAAAUAUUUAUCCUGAGAGCAACGACGUCGAAGAAAGCAGCUUGGCGAUUUGCCCGAACGAGUGUUUACUCUUAAUGAAUGAUGUUAAACUUCUUUUAAGUACAUGUGGUAUGAAACUUUUGUAUGGACUAUUACGAUUAUCACACGAUUGUUUAAAUAAACGUCUCGUUUGAUAUUAGAA